AACUCCACCACCGCGCAGGCCAUGGCGAACAGCGUCAACAUCCUGCUCGGCGUGGGCCUCCUCUCGGUGCCGUACGCGCUGCAGCAGGGCGGGUGGGCGGGCCUCGGCGUCCUCGGCGUCCUCGGCGUCACCACCAACUACACCGGCAAGAUACUGAUCCGGCCCACGCGGCGGCCGCUGCUGUCCUACGAGGACGUCGGCGAGGCGGCAUUUGGCGCUAAUGGGAGACGAUUCAUCACGUGGGUUUUAUACACCGAACUCAUCGGCACGUGCGCGCUGUUCUUCAUCCUGGAGGGCGAUCACCUGGAGAUUCUGUUUGACCACGCGCACACCCAGGAGUGGUUCAUGUGCGCGGCGGCGGCGGUGAUGAUACCCACGCUGUGGCUUUCCGAUUUAUCGUCGCUUUCGUUCAUCGGCGGCUUGGGCGCGUGCGCUUCUUUGUCCCUCGUCGGCGUCGUCCUGUACGAGCUCGUCGCCGUGGGUGGGUUCCCGGGUACACUACCCCCGGCGUUGGAGACCACCGCGCUGGUGCACCUGAGCACGCUGCCGGUGAGCUUCGGGUUGCUCGCGUUUGUAUUCGCCGGUCACGCGGUUUUCCCGGCUAUUUACACCAGCAUGCGAGAACCCGGGGAGUACGAGGGAAUGCUGGACAAGACGUACGCCAUCGUGGGCGCCACGUGCUUGCUCAUCGGCGGCGCCGGGUACGCGCUCUACGGGGACGGCGUGGCGGACGAGGUGACGCUGAACCUGCCGACGGGGGUGGCGAGCACGCUGGCGCUGGCGCUGGUCACGGUGAACCCGUUUAGCAAAUUCGCGCUCACGAUGGACCCGGUGUCGCGCGGGUUGGAGAAGGCGCUGGGGGUGGACAUUAACGGGGGGGGAGGGGGUGGAGUUGAAAGGGAUUGGGGCGCGCCGCUGAAGGCGCGAUUGAUGCGCACCGGGCUGGGCGCGGGCGCGUUGUUGACCGCCGCGAAGGUUCCGUUUUUCGCGGUUUUCAUGUCGCUCAUCGGGAGCUUUUUGACGCUGACGGUGAGCGUCAUCUUCCCGAGCGCGUGCUACCUGCGGAUGUUCGAGGACGAGCUCACGGACAACGAACGGGUCGCCAACUGGGCCAUCAUGCUGCUCGGUGGGUUCUGCGUCGUCGCCGGCUCG
Micromonas commoda is the source of this 1152-nucleotide messenger RNA. Its product is annotated as amino Acid/Auxin permease family. The annotation marks the transcript as partial. The record is from RefSeq and is a predicted model, not a curated record. Gene Ontology annotation, molecular function: amino acid transmembrane transporter activity. Gene Ontology annotation, cellular component: vacuolar membrane. Gene Ontology annotation, biological process: amino acid transmembrane transport. Lineage: Eukaryota; Viridiplantae; Chlorophyta; Mamiellophyceae; Mamiellales; Mamiellaceae. The transcript is spliced from 2 exons.